UAGAAGGAAGAAACUUUCCCUGGAAAGUAUUUGUGGAUCACACCUGUCGGUUUACCUGCGCAUGCACCGCGCACACGUUCGCCUUCUCGUCCAAACGUUUUCCACGGAAACUAAAAUGACUUCUUGGACUUUUUAUUUCGACACGGACGGAACUCCAUCCUAACGCCAGCAGUGAGAGUGAAUUUAAAACCACGGCUUUUGAAUCAGAGGCAUUUCUGCGUCUCUGACAUGGCUCUGCGUUACUUCCUGGCCUGUUGGCUCGUUCCCUCCUGUCUCGUUUCUGGAGAGCCUCUGACGUACGGUCUCCUGGGGCAGAAGGUCCACCUGAAGCCAACCAUCACCGGACACCCUGACGAUAUCCUGUGGAAACACGAUGGCAACAAAGUGGUGGAAUUUAAUGGGAAGGAGGAACAGGUGUACAGCCAUUAUCAAAGCAGAGUCACCCUUGACUGGGUCUCUGCAGAACUCGACAUCACAGACCUCAGACAUGAAGACAGCGGAAAGUAUGUACUGGAAACAUACGUGAACAAAGAGAUGCAUCGUUUCUACUAUAAAUUGGAGGUCAUAGAUAAGGUUACCCAACCCAGCGUCUCCUGUGACGUGAACAUCAGCAGCUCUGACACACGUGGAGCCUGGGCGACGCUGACAUGCUCCGCGCAGCCCACACAGCCCCAGUCCUUGAUGAAGUAUGAGUGGGAGUCAAGUGGAAAUGUGCUGCCCGGCCCUCAGUUAACAAUAUUGCUGGGGGAUGAACAGGAUGAUAAAACAUACACUUGCAGGGUGAGCAACCCUCUGACUUUUGAGACGACGACAUUCGCUGCAAAGACUUGCUCCUCUGAUGAAAGUUCAUCUGUAGCUCUGGCUGUCAGUCUAUCCAUCUUCUUCAUCUUCCUCUUACUACUGCUAUUGGCUGUAGUGUUCUGCAAACUAAAGAAUAAAGCAUGUUUUGCAAAAAGCAACAGAGAUGAUCUGGAGAAAAGCAGUUCACCAACGGAAGAGAGGGAUCAAGACGAUGAAAAAGCCAGUUUUUUGGACAGAGCGACCACGCUCCCCUCUAAUCAGCCACUCAGACCUUUGGUCCCAGAUUAUAGCGACACGGCGACUGAUCUCCCUGACGACAAUCACAGAGAACACGAGGCCGCAGACUCGGACAAAGGAGAAGAAUCAAAGAAGGAGGAAGAUGAAAUUGAAGAUGAAAAGUCUCCUGCUGCAAAUGGCCUCUCUCCUCCUUCUCUGCCUUUGACCCUAAACUCUCCAGAUAAGGAAACUGAAGUCACAGCUGGUGAAUACGAGGACGAUGCCAACUCAGAUCAGGUUCAUGGGGAAACUGAAUCUCACUCACCAAACUUAGAGAAAAGAACUGAACCAGACGAGUCUACUGAGGAGGACCGGCCGUCCACCGCUCCUGAGCACAAUACUUCAGAAACUGCUUCACGUGAACAUCACCCAAAGUUGUCAGAGGAAGAAUCACACGCGAAAGAAGACGACCAGCCAGAAAUGGACAAAACUGUUUCUGGAGGUAAACGUGAAUCAGAUGGAGAAGAAACAGAGAAUCUAUGUGAGGACACCUCUCAGAGCCCCACACCAAAAAAUACAGACAAAACUCAAACCAAUUUGUUUGAAAAGUCUCCAAACGCUGCCCUUCCAGAUCCAGACCACCAAGUAGAAGGCGAGAGCAGGCAUGAGUCAGAGUGUGAAGGGCAGUCAGACAGCAGCGCAGCAGAGGAAGAGGACGACGAGGGUAAAACUGAGGAGGACCGGCCGUCCACCUCUCCUGAGCCGAACAUGCCAGAAACUGCUUCAGGUGAACAUCACUCAAAGUUGCCAGAGGGAGAAACACACACGAAAGAAGACGACCAGCCAGAAAUGGACAAAACUGUUUCUGGAGAUAAACGUGAAUCAGAUGGAGAAGAAACAGAGAAUCCAUAUUCAGUCACCUCUCAGAGCCCCACACCAAAAAAUACAGACAACACUCAAACCAAUACGUUUGAAAAGUCUCCAAACUCUACCCUUCCAGAUCCAGACCCCAAAGUAGAAGGCGAGUGCAGGCCUGACGCAGAGUGUGAGGGGAAGUUAGACAGCAGCGCAGCCGAGGAAGAGGACGGUGAGGGUAAAACUGAGGAGAAAACGAAGGACGAGUGUGAUCCAAAAGAAGCAAAGCCAGACAACAAGAGCGAGAGUGAGGAUAAAGAAGGAGAAAAGAAAACUGAGGCUGUUGAAAAAUGAAGUGAAAGUGUAAAUACAACAUAGCAGAAGUCAGCAGGAUAAUCAACUGGAAUAUAAUUUAAAAUGAACAGCGGGUGGAGGACUUUCAAACAUCAGGGCAGAAAAACAUCAACCUGUUGGACUGAAAGAAAAUUAUGGAGAGAUUCACAUUCAGGAAGAGCCACUGGGACAAAUUACCUAAGUAAACAAAAAAGGACAGUUGUUGGGUCGAAGUCCACAGACUGAAAGCCAACAUGUGAUUUAUGCAUCGUUGCUUUUGUUCUUUUUUUUAAGGAACACAAUACAAAAUGUGUCAUUCAAAUGAAUUAUUACCGAUACGUAAGUAUGACAGAGUUAUCCACCUUUCUACACAGAGAAAGACGAGCCUGAAUUGAAAUGACACUACGGAAAUUACAGUGUUUGGGUAAUGACAGAAUAACACAUUAAUAACUCAGAGAGUAAAGAGAGAGAAAUUCUGUCAUUUAAACUUGUCAGUAUCCUUCUCUUAGGAUUCCCUCUGGUCCUGCAACGUUAACCGACUGCAGAAGGUUCAAAACAUAUUCACACUCCUGCAUGUUUUUCAUAUUUUGUUUUAUUGCGUCCUGCUAAUAUUAGGUAAAUCCCUCAUCCCUCUACAAUCAGUUUCCCAUAAUGAUAUAUCAAACACAGGAUUUUAGAUCGAUCUCCUAACAGAUCAGGUCUCAUAACGCAUGUUGGAGCAAAAACGAGCUUCAAGAAUCCCUCUAGAGUCAUAAAAGACUCAAGAAUAUAUAGGAUUUUAUGGUGCUUCAUAACUUUAUACAUUCUGUAAAUGUUAACCUCAUUACAUGCUUUAAAGAAUAUGUUAUCACAAAUAAUUAACAAUCCGAUAUGUAGUCAAAAUCAGGAUGUUUUUUAAUAUUCACUAAUCUAUCGAUGUCAUAUUUUUUUAGAGCUCAGGGUUUUUUAUUUUUCAGCACUGAUAAUUUAUUAAUUGAUUGUGAUUUCCAUUUGUGACAGUACAGUUACUUUUUUUUAAUCUUUGAACUUUUUAUUCACUUUUCUCUUGUAGUUUUGCUUUUAGUUUGAAAACCUUCACUACAUUUAUCAGUAAAUAAAACAAGUGUUUUAUGGAGUUAUAAGAGUUUGGAUUCUUUCCUUUUUAGUGAACGUGCUUGUUUUUAGAUUCCUUUUUAAAGUUUGUUUUCAUUUAGUUUGGUACAAUGCAAAAAAACACGGAUUUUUUGUUUAACAUCUUAAGACUAUGUUUGUUAUAGAUAUGCGUUAGACUGCAAAUGUAUAACCAUCAUUGACAAAAAAGUACAGUUGCUGCAUGAAGGAUCUGUAAUAGUAUGUUUGUAUCAGUAGGGGGCAGUGUUUAUCAGUUUUAGGUGAGAAUUUAGUUCCUUCAGCUGAGAUGGUUGAAGGAUGUUCUGGGCUCAAAAGGCAGGUUCCAGAAAUACAGAGAAUAAAAAUAUUAUAGUGAAAUUUGUUUUUUUUCACCAAGUUACUGCAGAACUUCUAUGUAAAAUGUAAUCUAUUCAUGCAUGUGAUAUUUCAAGACGGUGUUGAUGAGGAGCUUUAUGUAGGAAUGUGUGAGUCUGAUCAGCUUCACGGAUAAUAUCCAGAAAAGUUCCGAGAUAUUGUUUGGUACAGUUUAAAUGAAAUGUGUCUUAUCAUCAUGCUCUAUUCCGCUCUCAGGAAUAGAGCAUGAUUCAGUGUACAGUGGAUUCAGUGAGUAAACGUGUACACAAAGGUUCACCCUCUGCUGGAUGACAAGCUGUUGUAGAUUUCUGAGGGCACCGGCUGGGCCAUGUGAAAAAGUGACGCUCGAUUAGUUUAACCUCGGAGUCACCGAGAAGCCUGUGAUCUGCUACCGCCCGACCUGCAGGUUCAGGGCACGAGCUGAGAAUGAACAAUAUCGAGUUUCUGUUGUCGCAACAGGAAAUAUUGGAGUAUUGAAUUAUUUGUGGCGUUGGGGCUCUGCCUCCUCACACGAGGGUCACAAUGUGGUUCCACUGAGACGCUGCUGAUGAGUCGAUAGCAGCAGGGAAGCUCACGUCCUGGGUCAGAGUCCUCCAGCAAUGCUUUGUGUCACGUAUUUAAUAUCAGUAUCCUUUCUCCGGGAUGAUUGUUACAGCAGAAGAGCUUUUAUUCCCCCCAGAUAUUGAAAGAAUGAGACAAUGUGACAUACAAGCCCCUUGUUGUCCUUUACUGCCAGACUGGUUGUUUCAUUUUCUUCAUCAUAUGUUUACUUCACACUGGAGUGUCUUGUUCUCUCAGACCAAGUUCCACUUUCCCCCCCCCUCGGACUGUUUUGGUCCUUUUUUUUUGGCCUCGCUGCAAAAGGAGAGCGAGGGGGAGAGGAAGAGAAAAAGAGUGGGUCGACCUCCAGAACUGCCUUUUAUACCAGGUUGAUUAGCAUGCUGGGCUGUUUAAGUUGCCUCCUGGAGGGCUGACGUGAAAUUGAACAAUAUCCUCUGACUUUCGCGACCGGCCCCAUAGCUUCUCAUUUAUUUUUAUGCAGAGUUCGGACAGAGCCCUGGCACCGCUCCACUGCUCCGAGGAAGCAGAGCCCAGGGAGACCACGUCUGGGUAGAUUAGGACAAAUCAAUUAAUAUCAGCACACAAAAAAGUCCCUGGCUCUUUCUGGGCCAUGCUUUAUUGUGUACAGUGCGGCCCGGGUGCCCACUAUAAUUAUGUGGAUAAAUUGCUAAGUGUGGUUGCGACAUUAUAAUGAAGUAAUAUCCCCUUCCUAUCUCCAUAAACAGCUUUUAUUAAAUCCUGAUCGACCCUGCGACCCAACUGUAUUAAGGAGUAAUGGCAGAGCAUUGUUUGUCCCAGUUAUUAUUUUACUACAUUUAACAAGGUUGCCCUCUUGGAUGAUGAUGUUUAUGACUGUGUACUUGGGUCCAACUCAAGCUGCAUGCUUUUAAUUUCUGCUAACAUUUGGUCGUCAUGUAUUAUUCAAAUAUGCCCAGGGCAGAAAGAUUAUUAUACCCACGGCAGAAACCGGCACAGUGGAAACACUUAUUAUAACUCUUAGACCUAUAAAGGCUACAAAUGGGGACUGAUAAAACAGGUAGAGGUAGGACAAGGAGAGUUGUUUGUCCUCCCUGACCAAAUAUGAUCUCAGACGUCAGGGGUGAUUUAAGUAGCUUUAAAUAUAGCUCAGCUCCUUUUAUGAUUUUUAGAUCAUAAAAGCCUUGCUCUGCAGGGGAGGGAGUUAUGACCAGAUAAUAGCAAGGAUGAUAUAUACAGCUGUAAUGUUGUCAUUACUUCACUAACGAGAAACCGAAGUUGAGGAUGUUAUCUACUGUUCGAUCUGUGAGACACAACCACUACUGCAUAUGUUCGUAUUUACCACAAUAGAAAUAGAUUUUCUCUCUGUCAGACUUUGUGAUUUUUUUGUUUGUUACACGUUCACAUGAGAAGAGCACUUGCAGAGUACAUGCGUCCGCCAAGGCCCAACAGUCCCUUUAAUGAAACCGAUUUACUUGAUCAGGUUUUUUAUUUUGAAAGGCUCCAAAUUGCACACACUCAUAAACAUCCUAGAAACAUGUCCGAUUUAUUUUCAUCAAGGUCCAUGAAUUGUUCUCUUGAGAAAUCAACAGAACGUUGAAAAAGCGACCUCACAAUGUUAAAGAAAGUGAAAAACAAUUCUUGGACCUGCAACAAAUAAAUGAGUCUACCCUCCACAA
This is a messenger RNA of Hippoglossus stenolepis (Pacific halibut), 5885 nucleotides long. RefSeq names its product sodium/potassium/calcium exchanger 1. The transcript is spliced from 8 exons. Bases 229 to 2226 code for a protein of 665 amino acids. The record is from RefSeq and is a predicted model, not a curated record. Lineage: Eukaryota; Metazoa; Chordata; Actinopteri; Pleuronectiformes; Pleuronectidae.